AUCGGCAAUCGUUUAUAUUCCUUAGUCUUUGGUUGAGCCUUGUUUAGUACAUUGGCGCUAUUUCUUAAUAAAUAAAUUAGAAGCACAAAUGGAUUCUCUAAGAUAAAGUGAGCUUCACUAAGAUAGCUUCAGAAGAGGCGCCUAGUGUUAGAAGAUAUUUUGGAAUUGAAUGGCUAUGUACUACUACGCAAGCAAACUGAAUGAGGCGUCAUGUAGCGGGUGUUCAGUGAAGGUGCCCCCGGUCAGCGAGCCCGCAACCACCUCCACAGACUUUGUGCCCCUCACUGUUGAUCCCGCGUUAUUGCACGGCUCCGGAUUGUCAUAUUAUGAUAAUGAUGAUUACUACUCAAUGGUAAGAGGCAACAAAUUGAUGUCGGAGUCAAGCUGCAAGCACAUGGUCAUGAAUGGAGGACUCGGAUAUAUGUCUGCACAGAAAGUGGAGCCUGGACAGAACCAGGGUAAUGGCGGUGUAAGUGUGGGCAUGGGCGUGGGUGGGGGCGAAGAGGUGGAGUACCGUGAUGGGCAGCUGGUGAGUGCCAGCCUCGAGGCGCUGGUGGAUAUGUUGCGGCCGGGUGCGCCGCCCUCAUUCACAUUCACAUUCCUGCUGUGCUCACGUCUAUUCCUGAAGCCGCACGAGCUGCUCGCCAAACUGUGCAAAAGAUAUUUUAAGAAUUACGACAAACCUGGCAAGGCGGAUGAGAGCAAGGAGUGCCCGGAGAAGGAGCUGGCUGACAUGGGUGCACUGGUCCGCGUGCUCACCCAGUGGACCGGCAUGUUCCCUUAUGACUUCCGUGACGACCGUGUCAUGGCACUCGUCAGGACCAUCACACAGAGAUGUGCGUCGGAGCAGAUGGCAGGUAUGAGGUCGGAGGUGUCCCGCACACUGGAGCGCCUGCUGGACAGGCUGACCGCACUCGAGCAGUACGAGCAGUCGCUGCCGGAGCCUGCGCCCCUUUGCACCGUUGAACAGCUGCCACAGGGCGACAUCCUCACACUCGGCCUGUCGCCUGUGGAACUUGCACGUCAGCUGACAGCAGUGGAACUAUACCGGCUGUCGUUUGUGGGCCCCGAGGAGUUCCUGCAGGCCUUCUCCCCGCCAGCGGCCAAGACCCCCGCCGCGCCUAAGACCACACGCAACCUGGAGGCCUACGCGGACUGGUUCAACCGUCUUAGUUAUCUCGUCGCUACUGAUAUUAUUAAGCCGGUGAAGAGCAAACAGCGGGCUCGGUUGCUGGAGCAGUGGGUGACGACGGCACGCGAGUGCUUCAACCUCGGCAACUUUAACUCUCUGAUGGCCAUCAUCAGCGCACUCAACAUGGCUCCCAUUGCCAGGCUCAAAAAGACGUGGAGUCGUGCGUCUCCAGUGUGUGGCCAGCAGCUGCGCCAGCUGGAGCUGUGCGUUGAACCUGGAGGCAACCAUGCCAGGUACCGCGCGGCGCUGGCGGCGGCGCCGGGCGAGACGGCGGUGCCUCUCCUCUCAGUCACCUGUCGUGACCUGCACUUCGCGCACCAAUCCGCGCCCACAAGAGUGUCAGGUGGGCGUGUGAACUUUGAGAAGUGCUGUGCGCUGGCGCGGCCGGUGCGCGCUCAGCUGGCGGCGCGACGGCUGGGCGAGACACACGGCACACCGCAUCGCCCCGCCCACGCUGUCAACGCCCACGUCACAAACACGCCCACUUGGCGAUUCUUCCUUGACAGACCCGCGUUAUCCGAAACAGCUCUGGAGCUGGUGUCAUUCGAGCGCGAGCCCCCGGCCGACCACCUGGAGAAGGAGCGGCUGAAGCGCCUCAAGGGGGCAGCCCCCUAACUCUCGCCCCCCAUCGUGCGACACGUCAUACGUAUGUUCCGCAACAUUUAGCUCUACCCCAGAGAGCUGUGGCGAGACACGGCGCUCCUGGUGCACGCCGACGUGCCCUGGACCGUGCACCAGUAGACCUUCAGGUGAUCGCGGAGUGAGCUUCGCUUGCAGUAACACUUUCCUCUGCGAGUGAACUCACCUGCGCCCCCGUCUGCUGCAGCUCUCUGGCAGAAGAAGAGGGAGUCGCCCCCGCUGCGCCCGCCCCACUCCGCCCCACUCCGCCCCGCCCACUGCCACAUCUCACACGGAGAUGAUAAUGAAGUAAAAACGAGUCCUACAGUGUACUCUCUGAUGAAGUAUUAAGGCUGUGCUUUCAUUUUGUAUUAUAUUAAAAAAUAAUUAGAUGCGGAAGUGGUUUGACUUGUGUAUAUAAAAAAGGCGAGCGAUAGCGGCGCGCGACCCACAGACAUACAAACGGACAAUUCAAUCCAGUGAUAUGUUUAAAAACUAGUAUCAAUGUGAACCGAACCUAAACAUGUUGCAAGACUACUAAAUGUGAUUUUACUAAGAUCUGAUUGUGAAUAUCGAGUCAUAUAAUUGUG
Messenger RNA from Papilio machaon (common yellow swallowtail), 2400 nucleotides. Its product is annotated as ras-GEF domain-containing family member 1B. Gene Ontology annotation, cellular component: plasma membrane. The record is from RefSeq and is a predicted model, not a curated record. Lineage: Eukaryota; Metazoa; Arthropoda; Insecta; Lepidoptera; Papilionidae. The coding region runs from base 170 to 1807 and encodes 545 amino acids. Gene Ontology annotation, biological process: Ras protein signal transduction; positive regulation of GTPase activity. Gene Ontology annotation, molecular function: guanyl-nucleotide exchange factor activity. The transcript is spliced from 12 exons.